UACAAGUGAUCUCAUUGGUGGAGAUAAAGAAUAUAUUAUAAUACACAUCCCCUGUUGGCUUGUGAUGCAAAACUGCUAUAAAAUGAUCAGACUCAUGCUGUGCUAUUGCUGUGGGUUUGUGUGCUAAGUACUCAGGUAAGGAAUCAUGCUGCUUAUUGUGGACCUGCUAUUUUUCUUUCUCAUGGAUGUAAUAGGGGAAAGCCCUAUGUGUCAAAUUUAUGGGACAAAAGAACUGCCUCAGUUUUCUAAGGAGGGAGAUAUCAUCAUCGGAGGCAUUUUCUCCUUCCACCAGAACCCAGUUACAGUCAGUCCAGCACUCACAAUCAACCCAGGAGUAAUCCAGUGUGAAGGACUAGAAAUAGGUGAGCUUCAGUAUGCACAUACCAUGAUGUUUGUCAUAGAUGAAAUCAACAACAGCACUGAACUGCUGCCAGAUGUGACACUUGGUUAUAGGAUAUUUGACUCCUGCCCCAGCAUACCUCUGUCUAUCAGAUCUUCACUAAAUCUAAUGAAUCCAUAUAGAAACAAAGAAGGGUUGUGUAACAACUUCUCUAAUGUUUAUGCUGUUAUCGGGGACACCACUUCCACAUCUACAAUAGGUAUAGCACGUACACUGGGACCCUUCAAUAUACCUGUGAUCAGUCAUUCAGCCACUUGUGCAUGUCUUAGUGACAGGAAAAUGUAUCCAUCUUUCUUUAGAACCAUACCAAGUGACAUUCAUCAAAGCAAAGCAUUAGCAAAGCUUGUGAAACAUUUUGGCUGGACUUGGGUAGGAGCAAUCCGAACUAAUAAUGACUACGGAAAUGGUGGCAUGGCCACGUUCCUGGAAGCAGCAACAAAGGAAGGUGUUUGUGUUGAGUAUUCAGUUGCCAUUUACCGAACUGAUCCUAGAGAGACAUUUCUAGAAGUGGUGGAUAUUAUAAGAAAAUCCACUUCCAAGGUAAUAGUUGCCUUUGUUGAUGCUACAGAUCUUGACGUACUUAUGAAAGAGCUUUAUGCUCAGAAUGUAACAGGCCUACAGUGGGUUGGGAGUGAAGGAUGGAUUACGUAUCGUUAUUUUGCCUCUCUGGAAAAUUAUGCUGUGGUUCAAGGAGCUGUGGGCUUUGCAGCCCUGAAUGCUUACAUCCCAGGACUGCAGGAGUUUCUCACCAAUAGCAGGCCAUCCAUAACACCAGGAAAUCAGGGACUUGUUGAACUGUGGGAAACAAUAUUUCAAUGCAGCCUGUCUUCAGAAAGAGGGAUUUACCACCGUGAUUGCAAUGGGACAGAGACUCUGCAUGGCGUAAAGACACGAUUCACUGAUGUUUCAGAUGCCAGCCUGAUGAAUAAUGUUUACAAAGCCAUAUACGCUGUGGCUCAUGCUUUGAGCAUGCUAUUUAAUUGCAAAGAAGGACAUGGGCCCUUUGAGAACAAUACUUGUGCUAACAGGAAAAAUGUUCAGCCAUGGCAGGUGUUGCACUACCUAACACAGGUAAAUUUCACAACAAAGACUGGUGAAAAUGUUUUCUUUGAUGAGUCUGGUGACCCUGUGGCACGUUAUGCACUGGUAAACUGGCAGCUGGAUAACACGGGAUACAUAAAGUUUGAAACUAUUGGUUAUUAUGAUGCCUCCUGGCCUGAAGGUCAGCAAUUUGAGAUGAAAGUCGGAGUUAGAGCCAUCUGGGCAGGAGAAAGCCAUGAGGUACCACAAUCCAUCUGCAGUGACAGUUGUUUGGCCGGUACUCGUCGGGCUUUCAUUAAAGGCAAACCCAUCUGCUGCUUUGAUUGCAUUACCUGCGCUGAGGGGGAGUUCAGCAACAGUACAAGUGAGGCGAUGCCGUGAAAUGUGAAAAAUGCGCUCCUGAGUACAAGUCCAAUGAAGAGAG
Molecule: messenger RNA, 1865 nt
Organism: Fundulus heteroclitus (mummichog)
Lineage: Eukaryota; Metazoa; Chordata; Actinopteri; Cyprinodontiformes; Fundulidae
Product: extracellular calcium-sensing receptor-like
Exons: 6
Coding region: 146-1822 (558 amino acids)
Biological process (GO): G protein-coupled receptor signaling pathway
Cellular component (GO): membrane
Molecular function (GO): G protein-coupled receptor activity
Source: RefSeq, a predicted model, not a curated record